AAGUAGACAACUACAACAACCAUGGCCAAGAAAUCGUUAGCAGAGCAAAUAGCAGGGCUUUUCAAACCAAAGACCGAUUUCGAUAUCGAGGAUCAUGAACAGAAGGAGGUUUUCGAACAGCAAGAAGAAAAUAGUGACGUAGAUGAGGAAGAUGAGGAAGAAGCUAAUGAUCACUAUAUUCGUAAUGAGAAAUCUAAAUUGAGAAACGACGCUCCAGGAUUAGGAGAAAAGUAUGUUGGUAAUGUUGUUAGUAGAGAUCAACUUGAAGAAGAAGAAGAGGAGGAGGAGGAUGACGACAUUGAAGAAGAACAAUCUGAAGAUGAGGACGACGACAUUGAAGAAGAACAAUCUGAAGAUGAGGACGACAACCAGGAAGACGAACAAGAUGAAGAAGAAGUAAAUGAAGAAGAGUAUUCAUUGGAUGGAAGUUCUGAAGACUCAGAAGAGGAAGACUCAGAAGGCUCAGACGAAGAAGCCAGUUCAAACAAGCGUCAAUUACUUAAAAAGUUAAUGUCCCAAGAACGUACUCACUUACUCUCCCGUCUCUCUCAAUCAGCAACAACCGACGCCAUCAAGGGCUAUGCCAUCAAUACUCAACACUCCACCUUUGACAAAAUCAUCGACGCCAGAUUAAAAUUCCAAAAGUCAAUCACCACGGCAAACUUAUUCCCUACUUCCGACAUUAGUUCAUACACUACUGAACACACUCCUAAACUCAUCCAUCAAACCAAAGAGGAGCUUUAUACUUUACUCGAUUCGAUAAUUGCCCUUCGAAGUGAAUUAGAAGGCAAGGAGUAUACAGCACCUAAAAAGAGAACAUAUUCAGCAUACUGCCAAACUGCUUCUGAAGCAGACAAGUCAUUGGCCAGUACCAGAGCAUCCGUCUUGACUAAAUGGUCAGCCAAGGUGCAAAAUUCAUCAGGAGCAUCAGCAAUAAACGCCACUAAAUUCAAAACUAUAAAUCAAUCAUUUGAAACCCAGGUGGAGAAUAACUUGUCGGACAUGGGCAGAUUGGUUAAACGUACAAAACUCAAUCGAAGACAAGUGAGACCAAUGGGGCACACUGAAGAAGAAGAAGUGAAACAGGAAGUCGAAACUAUGUUUGAUGAUGAAGAUUUCUACCGUGUUCUUCUCAACGAUUUAGUCGACAAGAAGGUUCAAUCAAAUGGAUCAAUCGCUAUAGGUUUAAGAUCAGCGCAACGUGCCAACAAGUUGAAGAACAACGUCGAUACAAAAGCUUCCAAGGGAAGAAAGUUGAGAUAUCAUGUUCAAGAACAAAUUGCCAAUUUUGAAACUUCUGUUGGUGGAUGGAGAUGGAAUGAUGACCAAAUUGACGAAUUCUUUGCUAGUUUGUUGGGACAAAAGGUCAAUAUGAAUGAACAAGAUGAAAGCGAAGAAGAACACGAAGAGGAGGAAGAAGAAGAAGAAGUCAUUCCUCAAGAUAGUGGAAUUACUUUAUUUGGUUAAACUUAGAUAGAAAUAGCAUAGAGACAUAUAGUUAUAAUCAAAUGUAGACAUACAG
Messenger RNA from Spathaspora passalidarum NRRL Y-27907, 1522 nucleotides. Its product is annotated as rRNA-processing protein. Bases 22 to 1467 code for a protein of 481 amino acids. The record is from RefSeq and is a predicted model, not a curated record. The transcript has a single exon. Gene Ontology annotation, biological process: maturation of SSU-rRNA from tricistronic rRNA transcript (SSU-rRNA, 5.8S rRNA, LSU-rRNA). NCBI's taxonomy places the organism in Eukaryota, Fungi, Ascomycota, Pichiomycetes, Serinales, Debaryomycetaceae. Gene Ontology annotation, cellular component: nucleolus; nucleus.